Messenger RNA from Diatraea saccharalis (sugarcane borer), 1014 nucleotides. The record is from the annotation of a GenBank genome assembly. NCBI's taxonomy places the organism in Eukaryota, Metazoa, Arthropoda, Insecta, Lepidoptera, Crambidae.
AUGUCUUCUAAAACAGUAGAAGAUGCCCACGUCAGCCAACUCGCUGAAUUAUUGUCAGCAUCAGGUACAUUAGAGGAACAAACGGUUAUAUCAGAAGAACAUGUACUUGAAGAACAAGUACCGCACAUUGUCGAAGAGAUACAAGAGGAACUGCCAGAGAUAUUCCCGACACCGUCUCUAAGACGCGUGUUGCCAGAUCGUAUAAGAAAAAUCGAGGAACAGAACAGAAUUCACGUGCUACCAGAAGAAUUCAAAACUGACAUAGAUCCUAAUGCGAUACCGAAAAUAGCUAAGACUGCACCACAAAGAUAUAUAGAUAUACUAGCUGACAUUGUCGGUUCAACGCAAGCUGUUUUGAUACUGUGGUUUUGCGAAUGGAUGAAAGAAAUGCAACAUUUCGACGCUGCUGACCGACAAAGAAUGUUACGAAGAUUUCAGUACAUACCGUCACCCGCGCAAGCCGGUGUUCACUACAAGGCGACGGAAGAAACACCAGGUCUCAACCCGAAGUCCACAGCUUUCAGCGCUGCUACUUCGGAGUCUAAGCACCUUGUCACCUUCAAAGGAGCAGCGUACGAAUGCUGCUUGAGGGAUCUCACCAAGAUCAUACAUUAUAUUUUUGACUUGUUAGUGUUCAGCACAGACUAUCAAUAUAAUCUGGUUCGGUCUGUGUUCACCUUCCCUCCAGAGUACGUGCUCAUAGACGCCCCCUACCAGAUACAAAACCCUAAACGUCUAUACAUGCCGCUCAAGAUCAAGCCGAAGAAAGAGAAAUCACCAAAGAAGGACCCUAAAGCUACUAAAGGGAAGAAGAAGGAACUGAUGCAAAAAGACGAACGCAAACAAGAAGAGCGUGAGCUGCACGACAUGGAGGAUUGGAACCGUCGCAGCCACAUCCUGCCUCUGAGCGCCGCCACCACGGACGAAAUGUUCGACAAGUACUGGCCGCCGCCGCCACCUGAGCCAGAGCCGGAGCCAGAGCCAGAGCCGAAAGGCAAGAAGGGCAAGAAAUGA